GACUAUGGAAGCACCAAAAUAUCCGAUCCACCACCACCGCAAGCACCGCCCGAGCGGCAACACCUGCGCCCUCUCUCUCUCUCUCUCUCUCUAAAAACCCCAGGUACCGCGCCGCGGCGAACGCCGGCGAGAUGGCAGGGGCCCUCGCGCGACCGCGCAAUGCUAGCGACGACCGCAUCAACGAGCUACCGGAAGUACUCCUCUCGGACAUCCUCUCCCGCCUCGGUACCGCAGAGGCGGCCCGCACCGUCGUCCUCUCCACGCGCCUCCGCGACGCGUGGCUCGCGACCCCCCUCCGCCUCGACGAUCUCGAGCUCCCCGUCCCCGCACGCGGCAAGGUCCCCUCGAUCGAGCCCUGGACGGCGCGCGCCGACGUCGUCACCCGCGCCCUAGACUCCCACCCCGGCCCCGUCGCGCUCUUCCGCCUCUCCCGGACCUCCUUCCGCGGCCGCGUCCCCGCGGCCGAGGCCUGGUUCCGGCAGCUCGCCGCCAAGCGCGCCCGCGAGGUCUCCCUCUGCUUCUCGCCCGAGUGGUGCCACGACGCGCUCGCCGACCCGCUUCUCGGCUGCCCAACCCUCCGGGUCCUCGCCCUUGGCAAGUGCCACCUCUCCGACGCCGGGGCCUCGGCCGCCGCCGCCGCCGCCCUCACCGAGCUCACCCUGUCGGAAACCUGCAUUUCCGAGGCCGCCCUUCAGAGCGUACUCUCCGGCUGCCCCGCGCUGCGCAGCCUCGUGCUCAAGCACGUCCACGGCCUUCAGCGCAUCCGCGUCUCUUCUUGCCGCAGCCUCAUUCUGCUCGGUGUGUGGCACUACAAGCAGCUCGACGAGAUCACCGUGGAGGAUGCCCCUUGUCUGGAGCGCCUUCUCGGCAAUAUGCGUCUGAAUGCAGCCAUUACCGUCACUGGCGCGCCAAAGCUUACUGCUUUUGGCUAUGCCGUGGUCAGCAUCCCGCAUUUGUUCCACGGCGAGCGUGCGCCGCAGGGCGUCAACAAGGGUCUGCGUGCCCCGAUCCAUAGCGUGAAGAUCCUGGCUAUCAGUGUGAAGUUCUCAAGCAAGAAGGACAUGGAGAAGGUGAUGAGCUUACUCGAGAGCUUUCCCUGCUUGGAGACUUUGCAUUUCCAGUCCUCGGAUUACAGGUCAGGUGCAGACAAGGAUUACACCACUGUCUCUGACUACAUCCAGAAGCGUUAUCCCAUCAGGUGUGUUGCGAGAUAUCUCAAGAGCAUUAUACUGGAAUGCGAGCAACACAACCCUGGCAUGCUUGAAUUUGCAUGUUUUCUCCUUGCAAGAGCACAUGUGCUGCAGUUCAUGAGGAUUCAGUCCGAGAUGUGCGACGUCCCAAAAUGGGUUACGGAGCAGCAAAAUCUGCUCAGCCAAAGCAACAUGGCCUCCCUGGAAGCCGAGGUCGUGUUUGAGGGCAUGAAACAACGCAAGGACUUCACCAUAGAAGGUGUGAAUGCUCUAGCUGACCCCUUUGACGGGGGCAUCAACAUCUUGGGGCACUAAACGAACUCUGAAUGUUUACUUGAGGUUUCACUCAAGAUAAUUGCCAUCCAUGAUGCGCCGGCUGGCCUUUUGGUUAUGUUCAGUUGAGUUUUGUCUCUAGAUUCCAGACUCAUUUUGGCCGGAAUUUAAGGUUUCAUGUUGAAAAAGUUUACUACUAAUGAGGUGGCUAGUGUCUCUUGUCUUAUAUUUAGUCAAUUUUCUGCAUGUGGAGUUGUAGACUUUGAUUUAGGUUGAGUUGAAUGGUUUGACUGUGAA
This is a messenger RNA of Aegilops tauschii subsp. strangulata, 1760 nucleotides long. RefSeq names its product F-box/FBD/LRR-repeat protein At1g13570. Gene Ontology annotation, molecular function: protein binding. NCBI's taxonomy places the organism in Eukaryota, Viridiplantae, Streptophyta, Magnoliopsida, Poales, Poaceae. The record is from RefSeq and is a predicted model, not a curated record.